Microsporum canis CBS 113480 is the source of this 645-nucleotide messenger RNA. Its product is annotated as krev-1. Gene Ontology annotation, cellular component: plasma membrane. The record is from RefSeq and is a predicted model, not a curated record. Gene Ontology annotation, biological process: signal transduction. The transcript has 6 exons. Gene Ontology annotation, molecular function: GDP binding; GTP binding; GTPase activity. NCBI's taxonomy places the organism in Eukaryota, Fungi, Ascomycota, Eurotiomycetes, Onygenales, Arthrodermataceae. The coding region runs from base 1 to 645 and encodes 214 amino acids.
AUGGCAUCAAAGAGUCAGCCACGGAGGGAAUAUCACAUCGUUGUGCUGGGAGCUGGUGGAGUUGGGAAGAGCUGUUUGACUGGGACGACCAUGCCUUCUGGAAAUAUUGGAUACAGCUGGAACGGAACAGUUCAAUACACGCAGCGAACUCCCUCUCACCCCUCAAGCCAAGCCCAACGCUCUACAACAGCGACUCACAAGGCAAUCCGUUUUAGGGAACUCUACAUGAAACAAGGCGAAGGCUUCCUCCUCGUUUUCUCCAUAACAAGCAUGUCCUCGCUCAACGAACUGCAAGAACUCCGCGAACAAAUCAUCCGUAUCAAAGACGAUGAAAAAGUCCCCAUCGUCAUCGUCGGUAACAAGUCAGAUCUCGAAGAGGAUCGCGCUGUUUCGCGGUCGCGCGCCUUCGCUCUAUCCCAGCAGUGGGGGAAUGCGCCAUACUACGAGACCUCGGCGCGAAGACGAGCGAACGUCGACGAAGCGUUUAUCGACCUAUGUCGACAGAUCAUAAGGAAGGAUAUCCGAUCCAACAAAGAUCGAGAUCGAGAGUAUGGGGGCAGUCGCAAGAAAGAGGCCGGCGGAGGAGCAGACAAGCGACGAAACCGGAGAAGGACAAAGAUGAAGACCGAUUGUGUGAUUCUUUGA